CAUUUUCUCAUCAUACAAACAAGAAUUCUCUAAAACCCACUUUCAGUUUUCAUUACCCAAAUGGCUCGUACGAAGCAAACCGCUAGAAAAUCCACGGGAGGCAAGGCACCAAGGAAGCAAUUAGCCACAAAAGCCGCUAGAAAAUCAGCUCCAGCAACCGGCGGAGUCAAGAAGCCACACAGGUUCAGGCCGGGAACCGUGGCGUUGCGCGAAAUCCGAAAGUACCAGAAGAGUACCGAGCUCCUGAUAAGGAAACUCCCAUUCCAAAGGCUGGUGAGAGAAAUCGCCCAGGAUUUCAAGACCGAUCUGAGGUUCCAAAGCAGCGCUGUGGCGGCUCUUCAGGAGGCGGCUGAAGCAUACUUGGUUGGGCUUUUUGAAGAUACCAAUCUGUGUGCAAUUCACGCUAAGAGGGUCACCAUUAUGCCUAAGGAUAUCCAAUUGGCUCGUAGGAUUAGGGGCGAGAGGGCUUAGAGUUGUUAUCUUAGUUUUACUAUUUAUUUUAUUGUUUAAAGCAGUGGGAAAUUAGUCUUAGAGUUGGUUUAAGGUUAAUGUCUCAUUAAUACUAAGUGUUUGUUCAGAGUUUUAUUGGAAAUGCGUUUUUUUAUUAUUGCUAUGAACUAC
This is a messenger RNA of Durio zibethinus, 621 nucleotides long. Its product is annotated as histone H3.2. Gene Ontology annotation, molecular function: DNA binding; protein heterodimerization activity; structural constituent of chromatin. The record is from RefSeq and is a predicted model, not a curated record. Gene Ontology annotation, cellular component: nucleosome. Lineage: Eukaryota; Viridiplantae; Streptophyta; Magnoliopsida; Malvales; Malvaceae.